AUGGCUCAAAGGUCACAGUUCAGCCAGGUAUUAAAGUACAAGGCUUCAAUUAGAUCCACAGCAGACUUCAACAAUGAAGACAACGGACCUCUAACAAACAGCUUGGUCAAUGAGUUAAACAAGGGCGAGCUUGCAAUCCAGAGCUUGGAUUCUAUUGCUAAAGAAACUGCUUCUGCUGGAGAGCAACCAUAUGUAUGCAAGGAAACUCUGCCUCAGUCUGCAAGGGACUAUUUCAUUCACUUGCAUUCCAGGGGAGUCACUCAUUUCAAAGUGUUCUUGUCCUGGUCAAGACUGCUCCCUGCAGGUACCACAGCAAGCCCUGACCUGAACACUGUAGAAUGCUAUAAAGCCUUAUUCAGACAGCUGUCCUCUUCAAACCUCAGGCCUCUGGUUGUACUGCACCAAGCAGGCAUCCCUGAGGUCUUGAUCUCCCAGCACGGAGGAUGGGAGAAUGAAAUCCUCGCCCAUCUUUUUGAAAAUUAUGCAGAAUUUGCUUUUUCUGCUUUUGGUGACUUUGCAGACACCUGGAUCACAUUCAGUGACCUUUAUGGGUUGGUGGAACAGAGCGACACUGAAGACUCUGAAAGCCUUAGACCCUCAGCUCUCAAGAAUCUCAUACUUGCUCACCAAAAAGUAUACCGACUUUACCAUCAGCUGUUUACUGCUAAAGCCAUUAAGAUGGAUAAAGUGCAGCUCUUUGGCUGUGAUAUUGAUGACCUUUUGGACCUCUUACCUGACAUGGAUGUAAAUUCAGACAGUUUGAUCAUUCAAGACCAUGGGCAAGAAUAUGGCACCUCCCAUUUCUCCUCCUACCAAACAGUGUGGGAAAAAUUUGCUAACCAGCCAGAGGCUGAGCGGGACCUCUUCUUGCAAGGAACCUUUCCAGGCGACUUCCAAUGGGGCACGUCAAGCGCUUCCUUCAAGGUGGAAGGUGGCUGGGCGGAACAUAGGAAAGGGGAGAGCAUCUGGGAUCAGUUUGGGCACAAGGGCCACGCCUUUGAGAAGCAGACAGCUGACGUAGCUUGCGACAGCUACAACAAAAUCGACUACGAUGUUUACCUCCUGAGGGGCCUGCUUUCGAAGACCUACCAGUUCUCCAUAUCCUGGUCUAGGAUUUUCCCCACAGGCUUCAAAGAGAGCCUAAACGAACACGGUGUUGAUUAUUACAACAAACUAAUCGACAGUCUGCUGGACUCCCAGAUUCAGCCCAUAGUGACUCUGUUCCACUGGGACCUGCCACAGACCCUGCAGGACCUGGGGGGAUGGCAGAAUGAGUCCAUUGUGGAUGUGUUUGCUGAUUAUGCAGAUUUGUGUUUCGCUAGAUUCGGAGAUCGGGUGAAGGUUUGGAUCACGUUUAGUGAGCCUUGGGAGGUGAGCUCUGCUGGGUACGGGACAGGACAGCACCCUCCAGAAAUCUCAGACCCGGUCAUUGCCUAUUACCAGGUUGCCCAUAUAAUGCUUAAGGCCCAUGCCAGAGGUUGGCAUGUUUACAACAAUAAAUACCGCAUUCAGCAAGGGGGGAAGGUGGGCAUAGCUCUGAAUUCAGACUGGGCUGAGCCAAUGAACCGCACAGACCAACAGGAUGUGGAAGCUGCUGAACGGUACCUGCAGUUCAUGCUAGGCUGGUUUGCUCACCCUGUGUUUGUGAACGGAGAUUACCCUGAAAUAUUAAAAACACAGAUUGAACAGAAAAAUACGCAAUGUGACAAAGAGGUGGCGAGGCUGCCUGUUUUCACUCAACAGGAAAAGCUAAACAUUAAAGGGACCGCUGACUUCUUCGGGCUCAAUCACUACACAUCUCGGCUAGUGAGUGUUAGUGCCAAUAUGACCUGUACUGCCGGCCCUCAUGGAGUGGGAGAUUUUACUGAGCAUGUUGACCCCUCAUGGCCUGACACUGCAUCUCCCUAUAUUUAUACUGUUCCCUGGGGACUUCGUCGCCUCCUGAACUUUGUUGCCCAUGAGUACACGUCAGUAACUAAAGUCCCAAUUUAUAUAACCGGGAAUGGAGUACCAACAGAGUAUGGGAGAGAUACUAUCAACGAUACCCAACGAAUUGACUUCCUGAAUGGCUACAUUAAUGAGGCACUGAAAGCAAUCCAGACAGAUGGUGUGGCUCUGAAAGGCUUCACUGUGCGCUCACUCAUGGACAGUUUCGAGGGCCAUCAAGGGUACAGCCAGAGGUUUGGCUUGCAUUAUGUCAACUUCGAAGACGUCAACAGACCCAGAACACCAAAAGCAGCGGCCUACUUUUACUCUCGGAUCAUUAAAAACAACGGCUUUGUGAACAGCACUGUAAUGAGGCCUUCUCGGCUGCUAGUUGGUCAAUCCGGGAUCAACAGGCUGUCCAGCCUACCAGCAUCUGAAGUCCCCUCAAAAGCAAAGAUUGUCUGGGAGAAGUUUUCUCUUCAGACCACGUUCGAGAGGACUAAGUACCAUUACGGCACCUUCACGAAAGGGUUUGCAUGGGGUGUGUCCUCCUCAGCAUAUCAGAUUGAAGGUGGUUGGAAUGCAGAGGGCAAAGGACCAAGUGUGUGGGACACCUUUACCCACAAGCCCAAUAAUAUCAAGAACAAUGACACUGGCGAUGUGGCAUGUGACAGCUACAAGAAGAUAGAGGAAGACCUGUAUAUGCUGAGGGCUUUGAGGACAAAGACCUACCGCUUCUCCCUGUCCUGGCCUAGGAUCUUCCCAACUGGUAAAAAACAGUCCCUCAACCAGAAAGGUGUGGACUACUACAACCAUCUCAUUGAUGGCCUGCUGGCCCACAAUAUCACACCAAUGGUGACCCUCCAUCAUUGGGAUCUACCUGAAGACCUGCAGCUCAUUGGAGGCUGGGAAAACGAGCAACUAAUUGACUUGUUCAAUGAAUUUGCCGACUUCUGUUUUGCCACCUUUGGGGACCGGGUGAAGUUUUGGAUGACCUUCAACCAGCCCCACACCAUUGCAUGGGUAGGAUAUGGAUUAGGAAUGUUCCCUCCAAAUGUUAAGGAUCCUGGAGUAGCUCCAUACAAAAUUGCUCACACCCUGAUAAAAGCCCAUGCUAAAGCCUAUCGCACCUAUGACCAGAAAUAUAGAGGCUCACAAGCUGGACUGGUUUCCUUAAGUCUCAGUACUGAGUGGGUUGAACCCAAAGACCCCAGGGACCCCAGAGAAGUGAGAGCUGCUGAUCGUUACCUCCAGUUCCAACUUGGCUGGUUUGCCCAUCCUAUCUUUAAGAACGGGGACUACCCUGACGCAAUGAAAUGGCAGGUAAAAAACAAGAGUGAGCUCCAGGGUCUGACGGCAUCCAGGCUUCCCUCAUUCACAGAGCAAGAGAAAGCUGACAUCCGAGGGUCUGCUGAUGUCUUCUGCAUCAACACCUAUACUACAAGAAUAGUGCACCACAGAACCAGCAAGCUUAGGCCAUUUUCCUAUUCUGACGACAGAGAUUUGGGGGAGGAAAUAGAUCCGAGCUGGCCUGGCACUGCCAUGAAAGAGUUCAAAGCUGUCUCGUGGGGUCUGAGGAGGCUAUUGAACUGGAUUAAAGAGGAAUACGGUGACCCAGAGAUUUACAUCACUGAGAAUGGGGUGGGAACUGAUGCAGAUACAACUGUGAGUGACAUUGACAGGAUUUUCUUUUACAAAACCUACAUCAACGAGGCUCUGAAAGCGCACAAUUUGGAUGGUGUGAAACUGAGAGGAUACACAGCCUGGUCCCUGAUGGACUCUUUUGAAUGGCUUAAUGGGUACAGCAUUGGGUUUGGUCUGCACCAUGUGGACUUCAAGAGCCCCAGCAGACAGAGAACACCGAAGCGAUCAGCCCAUUACUUUUCAGAAAUCAUCAGCAAAAAUGGAUUUCCAUUACCUGAGGAUGAGCAGACUCUUUACGGGGAGUUCAGAAAGGACUUUUCAUGGAGUGUGGCUACAGCAGCCUAUCAGAUUGAAGGAGGCUGGAGGGAUGAUGGAAAAGGUCUCAGUAUCUGGGACACCUUUGCACACACCCCAUUAAAAGUAGGAAAUGACGAAAAUGGGGACAUAGCCUGCGACAGCUAUCACAAGAUUGACGAAGACGUGGCUAUGUUGAAGAGACUCAAGGUGUCUCACUAUCGCUUCUCAAUAUCCUGGCCAAGGGUCCUUCCUGAUGGAACCAUAAAGCUCAUCAAUGAAGCUGGUCUCAACUACUACGACAGGCUGAUUGAUGCACUACUUGCUGCCAACAUUCAACCACAGGUGACGCUGUACCACUGGGACCUGCCCAAGGCACUGCAGGAUAUUGGCGGCUGGGAAAACGAAACUAUAGUCCAGCGUUUUAAAGAGUACGCUGACGUCAUCUUCAGAAGGCUGGGAGAUAAAGUGAAGUUCUGGAUUACUGUGAACGAGCCCUACAAUGUGGCAAACAUUGGCCAUGGCUAUGGAACAGCUGCACCCGGUAUCAGCUUUCGGCCUGGAACAGCUCCUUACGUGGUUGGUCACAACCUGUUGAAGGCUCAUGCUGAAGCCUGGCACCUUUACAAUGACACAUAUAGGGCAAAGCAGGGGGGGCUAAUCUCCAUCACCAUCAACUCAGACUGGGCCGAGCCCAGGAACCCAUACAACCAAGAAGACAUUGACGCAGCCAGGCGCUUUGUGAAGUUUUAUUUAGGCUGGUUUGCCAAUCCUGUUUUUAAUGGAGACUACAAUGAAAUAAUGAAGACUAGGGUUCGAGAGAGGAGUUUGGCAAACGGCCUUCCCAAAUCUCGGCUUCCAGAAUUCACAGAUAGUGAGAUAAAGAGAAUUAAAGGCACUUUUGAUUAUUUUGGAUUUAACCACUAUACCACCAUCCUGGCCUUCAACCUUGAUUACAAGAAAAUUCAGUCUUAUGAUGCAGACAGGGGGGUAGGAACAAUCACAGACCGCAGCUGGCUCAGCUCAGGUUCCAUGUGGCUGAAAGUCACUCCUUUUGGGUUCAGAAAAAUCUUGAAAUUCAUUAAGGAUGAAUACGGUGACGUUCCCAUUUACAUUACGGAGAACGGCAUUUCAGAACGCGGACCUGUGGACCUGAACGACAUGUGGAGAGUACACUACUACGACGAGUACAUCAACCAAGCACUAAAAGCUCAUAAACUGGAUGGCGUGGACAUCCGUGGCUACACAGGCUGGUCUCUGAUGGACAAUCUGGAGUGGGCUGUUGGCUUUGCUGAGAGGUUUGGACUGUUCUACGUGAAUCACUCUGAUCCAGCUUUACCGCGUAUUGCCAAGGAAUCUACAAAGCGCUAUUCCGCGAUCAUACGCUGUAAUGGGUUCCCAGACCCUGCGGAAGGCCCUCAUGCCUGUCUUCAGCCAGACCCAGAGGCUACAACCAAACCCACUGAAAACCCCAAGCCCACUGAAAACCCCAAGCCCACUGAAAACCCCAAGACCACUGAAAACCCCAAGACCACUGAAAACCCCAAGCCCACUGAAAACCCCAAGCCCACUGAAAACCCCAAGACCACUGAAAACCCCAAGACCACUGAAAACCCCAAGCCCACCGACACCCCCAAAGCUCCCUCUGGGGCUCAGGUGAACUUCCUGGGGUUGGAGGUAACUGCGGGGAAUGCAGAAGCCGCUCUCUAUGUUCUCCUGGGCCUCUCGGUAGCUGGUACCAUUGGGAUUGUUUAUGUCUCCUACAGAUAUAUUAAAACAAAGAAACUAAUGAAAUCCUUAAAUUCAAAUGAUGACUCCGUAAACCUUAGACGAAUGUAAGUACAUGCACUUAAAAAAAAUAGAUUAGGAAGGAUUAAGCAAGAACCGUCUAAAAUGGGAUUGCUUGUUUCAGUCUUCAACGUUUGUCAUGCUUUUACUUAAAAAAAGGUUUGUUUACUCGGCCCAAAUCAUUAAAUUUGUAACAUUUUGAUUUAUGGAUCUGUUGCAAAUUAGCUCACGGUAUUGUCUAAAUUGUAAAAACUUUUCAAUACAAAGUCUAUUACACUGUAGAUGUACAACCCAAUGUAAUAAUUACAAAUAUAAAAAAGCUGUUAGCUUAACCAUUGCAAUGUUCUGUAUGGUUUAUUGUGCUACUGUACUUUAUAUUCAUAACAUUUCAAUAAUGUUCUUUAACUUACAUGUAAACCUUCAACUGUUAAGGUAUUAUUAAAUAUGAAUGAUAUUAACCGGAGUGUGAUAAUAA
This is a messenger RNA of Acipenser ruthenus (sterlet), 6127 nucleotides long. RefSeq names its product lactase/phlorizin hydrolase-like. The transcript is spliced from 15 exons. Lineage: Eukaryota; Metazoa; Chordata; Actinopteri; Acipenseriformes; Acipenseridae. Bases 1 to 5703 code for a protein of 1900 amino acids. Gene Ontology annotation, biological process: carbohydrate metabolic process. Gene Ontology annotation, molecular function: beta-glucosidase activity. The record is from RefSeq and is a predicted model, not a curated record.